CAGACAGACAGCAUUCUAACCUACCCAGGGUUCAACAAGGGCUAAACCCAACCUCUAAUCAACUCUCAUCACUAUCGCUCUCUUAAGUACUGGUUAAGAUGUCGACCGCUAUGUAUCUGACACCAACUGUAUAUGCGACGAUGACUGAUGAUUAUGAUAUGGAUGAUGCUGCUGUCACCACCACAGAUGUGGACUAUGAUCUUACAACCAUGUGUGAAAGGGGCAAAGUGAGAGAAUUCCGGAAGCUAUAUGAGCCUCCGUUAUACUGCGUGAUUGUACUCCUGGGAGCCUUGGGCAACCUGUUGGUGAUCUGGAUGUACUUACACUUUAAGAGUCGUCUAAAGACGAUGACGGAUGUGUUUCUGCUGAACCUGGCCUUUGCUGACAUACUCUUUCUGGGGACUCUGCCCUUCUGGGCCGCUGAUGCCAUCCAGGGCUGGACCUUUGGCCUUGCCCUCUGUAAGGUGACAUCUGCUGUAUACAAAAUCAACUUCUUCAGUAGCAUGCUCCUGCUCACCUGCAUCAGCAUAGACCGCUACAUUGUCAUUGUCCAGACUACCAAGGCUCAGAACUCCAAAAAGAGGCACCUCAUGUGCAGUAAGCUAAUGUGUGUUUUUGUUUGGCUUCUGGCCAUAUUGCUGGCACUUCCAGAGUUAAUCUUUGCCCAAAACAAGGUAGACAUUGACCAAAACCAGUUCUGCACCAUGGUCUAUACGCCCAAUGAGAACAACCGCAUCAAAAUUAUGGUUCUGGCUCUUCAGAUCUGCAUGGGUUUCUGCGUACCCCUAUUCAUCAUGACCUUCUGCUAUGCUGUCAUCAUCCAUACCCUACUGAAGACAAAGAACUUUCAGAAACACAAAGCUCUUCGUGUCAUUUUUUCUGUGGUGGCAGUGUUUGUCCUCUCUCAGCUUCCAUACAACAGCAUGCUAGUCUUUGAGGCCACACAAGCAGCAAAUGUAACCGUAACAGACUGUGACCAACUCCAGAGCUUUGACAUCGUUACCCAGAUUAUGAAGAGUAUUGCCUACACGCACUGCUGUCUAAAUCCCUUCCUGUAUGCCUUUGUUGGAGUGCGUUUCCGUAGGGACGUAAUCAAGCUCCUCCGCUCUCAUGGUUGUGUGCGAUCUCCCAGCAAGCACAGUAAAAAGUCAAGCUCGUACCGAGCCUCUGUCAUGUCUGACACAGAAACCACCCAGGCUCUCUCACUGUAA
This is a messenger RNA of Chanos chanos (milkfish), 1211 nucleotides long. RefSeq names its product chemokine (C-C motif) receptor 9a (gene ccr9a). Gene Ontology annotation, cellular component: external side of plasma membrane; membrane. Gene Ontology annotation, molecular function: C-C chemokine receptor activity; C-C chemokine binding. NCBI's taxonomy places the organism in Eukaryota, Metazoa, Chordata, Actinopteri, Gonorynchiformes, Chanidae. The transcript has 3 exons. Bases 99 to 1211 code for a protein of 370 amino acids. The record is from RefSeq and is a predicted model, not a curated record. Gene Ontology annotation, biological process: cell chemotaxis; calcium-mediated signaling; G protein-coupled receptor signaling pathway.